AUGGCAGCCAUCUUGCAACAGCUGGGGAAUGGGUGCACUGGCCUGGUAAAGGGAUCUGUGAACACCAACAAUAUCUGCAGGGAAGAAAAGGCGUCUCUUUUACAUCGUACUCAGGAAGAAAGAAGAAAGAGAGAGGAAGAAAGGCGAAGAUUGAAAAAUGCAAUAAUUAUCCAGUCAUUUAUUAGAGGCUAUAGAGACAGAAAACAGCAAUAUUCUAUCCAAAGAGGUGCAUUUGAUCGUUGUGCUAAUUUGUCACAGUCUGGUAGCACUUUUACCAUUGCUAAUGGUCCCAACCUUACCCUUUUGGUAAGGCAGCUUCUGUUUUUUUACAAACAAAAUGAAGACUCAAAACGUUUGAUAUGGAUGUACCAGAAUUUAAUUAAAUACAGUUCUCUGUUUGUCAAGCAAUUGGAUGGGUCUGAGAGACUUACGUGUUUAUUUCAAAUAAAGCGGUUGAUGAGCCUAUGUUGCAGGUUACUACAAAAGUGUAAUGAUGACAGUUUGAAUGUUGCCCUUCCCAUGAGAAUGCUUGAGACAUUUUCCUCUGAGAAUACUUACUUGCCUGUUUUACAAGAUGCUAGCUAUGUAGUGUCAAUAAUUGAACAAAUUUUACAUUACAUGAUUCAAAAUGGAUAUUAUAGGUCUCUCUAUUUGUUAAUUAACAGUAAGCUUCCAUCAAGUAUUGAAUAUUCUGAUGUAUCCCGAGUUCCUAUUGCAAACAUUUUGCUAGAGAAUGUUGUAAAACCAUUGCACUUUACUUACAACUCCUGUCCAGAAGGCGCAAGGCAGCAAGUCUUUACAGCUUUCACAGAGGAGUUCUUGGCAGCACCUUUUACAGAGCAGAUUUUUCAUUUCAUCAUUCCAGCCUUAGCAGCUACACAGACUGCUUUCCCUUAUGAGCCCUUGCUCCGUGCACUGUUAUUAAUAGAGAGUAAAGGGUCAAAAAUAAGUGGUGGAGCACCUUGGCUUUUCUACUUUGUUUUAACUGUUGGAGAAAAUUAUUUGGGGACCCUCUCUGAGGAAGGACUUCUAGUAUAUUUAAGAGUACUCCAGACCUUCCUUUCACAGUUACCAGUUUCAUCUGCCAGUUCGAGCUGUCAAGAUUCAGCCAGUGAUUCUGAAGAUGAGACUGAAGAAGCAGAUAAACAGAUGAACACCCCUGAGGAUGGUCGACUAUCAAUACCAUAUAUAACAGAGGAGUGUCUGAAAAAGUUGGAUACAAAACAGCAGACAAACACUCUCUUAAACAUGGUUUGGAGGGAUUCAGCUAGUGAAGAAGUCUUUACAAUGAUGGCCUCCAUUUGCCAUAUGCUAAUGGUCCAGCAUCGAAUGAUGGUGCCCAAAGUCAGGCUUCUCUACAGUCUAGCAUUUAAUGCCAGGUUCCUGAGACAUCUUUGGUUUCUAAUAUCCUCUAUGACAACACGAAUGAUCACAGGGUCUAUGGUGCCGUUGCUUCAGGUGAUAUCAAGAGGUUCUCCUAUGUCUUUUGAAGACUCUAGUCGAAUCAUCCCUCUGUUUUACCUUUUUAGCUCUUUGUUUAGCCAUUCAUUAAUUUCCAUACAUGAUAAUGAAUUCUUCGGUGAUCCCAUCGAAGUUGUAGGUCAAAGACAAUCAUCACUGAUGCCUUUUACUUUAGAAGAGCUGAUAAUGUUAUCCCGAUGCCUUCGGGAUGCAUGCUUAGGGAUCAUCAAGCUAGCUUAUCCAGAAACAAAGCCAGAAGUUCGAGAAGAAUAUGUGACAGCUUUUCAAAGCAUCGGAGUUACUACUAAUUCUGAAAUGCAACAAUGUAUACAGAUGGAACAAAAACGAUGGAUUCAGUUAUUUAAGGUUAUCACCAAUCUCGUGAAAAUGUUGAAGUCCAGAGAUACCAGAAGAAACUUCUGUCCUCCAAAUCACUGGCUGUCAGAGCAAGAAGAUAUUAAAGCAGAUAAGGUCACCCAACUUUAUGUACCAUCAUCCAGAAAUGUGUGGAGGUUCCGACGAAUGGGAAGAAUAGGUCCAUUACAGUCUACCCUGGAUGUGGGUUUGGAGUCACCGCCACUCACUGUCUCUGAGGAAAGACAGCUUGCCAUUCUAACAGAAUUGCCUUUUGUAGUGCCCUUUGAGGAGCGUGUAAAGAUUUUUCAAAGACUGAUUUAUGCAGAUAAACAGGAAGUGCAAGGAGAUGGUCCAUUUCUGGAUGGUAUUAAUGUCACAAUAAGAAGAAAUUAUAUUUAUGAAGAUGCUUAUGACAAACUUUCACCAGAAAAUGAGCCUGACUUGAAAAAGCGGAUCCGUGUGCACUUACUCAAUGCCCAUGGCCUGGAUGAAGCUGGCAUUGAUGGUGGUGGGAUUUUCAGAGAGUUUUUAAAUGAACUACUGAAAUCCGGAUUUAACCCCAACCAGGGAUUUUUUAAGACUACUAAUGAAGGACUUCUGUAUCCCAACCCAGCUGCUCAGAUGCUUGUUGGCGAUUCCUUUGCCAGACAUUACUACUUCCUAGGCAGAAUGCUUGGAAAGGCUCUCUAUGAAAAUAUGUUGGUGGAGCUGCCCUUUGCCGGAUUCUUCCUCUCAAAGUUGCUUGGAACUAGUGCAGAUGUAGACAUUCAUCAUCUAGCUUCAUUAGAUCCUGAAGUAUAUAAGAAUUUGCUCUUUCUCAAAAGCUAUGAAGGUGAUGUGGAGGAACUUGGGCUGAACUUUACUGUGGUGAAUAAUGAUCUCGGAGAGGCACAGGUAGUUGAAUUAAAAUUUGGUGGAAAAGAUAUUCCUGUCACAAGUGCUAACCGGAUUGCAUAUAUCCAUCUUGUAGCCGACUACAGACUAAACAAACAAAUCCGCCAGCAUUGUCUGGCUUUCAGACAGGGUCUGGCCAAUGUCGUUAGUCUUGAAUGGCUCCGAAUGUUCGACCAGCAAGAAAUUCAGGUGUUAAUUUCUGGAGCACAAGUUCCCAUAAGUCUAGAGGACCUGAAAUCAUUUACAAACUAUUCAGGAGGCUAUUCAGCAGACCACCCUGUCAUUAAAAUCUUUUGGAGAGUCGUGGAAGGGUUCACUGAUGAGGAAAAGCGCAAGUUGCUCAAGUUUGUCACAAGUUGCUCUCGACCCCCUCUCUUGGGAUUUAAGGAACUAUAUCCUGCAUUUUGCAUUCACAACGGCGGCUCUGACCUGGAGCGGCUCCCCACUGCCAGUACCUGCAUGAACCUGCUAAAGCUCCCCGAGUUCUAUGAUGAGACUCUCUUACGAAGCAAACUUCUCUACGCCAUUGAAUGUGCUGCUGGGUUUGAACUGAGCUGAGCUGCAGCUGAUGUUGAACCUGACACUCUACAGAGGAAUGACCGGUGCCUCGUACGUGAGCAGCACCUCCGCCAGACCAGCAGGCCCCUCGGCUGGACGCCGCCACGCUCCUUUCUGACAGACGCCCUCUUACACUGUCCUCUCCCACCCUGCUCUCCACCGUUUCUCCCUUCCUGAAGUUUUAAAAAUGAUUUUUCUUAAGCCAUGGUCAUUCAAGUAGAUUGACACUGCUUCUCAAAUAACUUAACGUAAAAAAAUUAUAUAUACAUAUAUUAUGUGCCACGUGGCUGAUUUAGUCAUUUUGCCAAGAAGAGCACAGUUUUAAGACUAGUGGCAAUUCAGUAAAAUUAACCAAAGAUGAAGCUUUGGCUUUGUGCUGAUCCAAUCGUAAACACCUCCCUGAGCUGGCUGUCCACCGGGCCAGUGCAGCACGUUGCUUCCAGGGUCAACAAUGGGCUCCAUGGGCUACUGAGAAAUGCUUGUUGAGACACAGGGUCAGAGGCGUCGAGAAGGCCCACUUCCGGUGCCCCCCCCCCCCCAAUACUUCUCAUGUGGUUGAAUUGUUUACAAGCCUACUUGUUAAAAACUAAAGGCAUCAUGUUCCCUGCUGCCUUUUCCCAAAGUGGUCAUAGUUGAAAAAGAGGUAACGAUGCUAAUCUAUUAGUUGUGUGUUUUAAGCCAUUUCCCACACACGGGACUUAGCAUGCUUAUUUGAAAUAUAACAUUGACCGCAUCAUGAUGAUUGUGAUAGAGCUUCGCGUGAAUGAGAGGCAUAGACCUCACUCGCUGUUGGAAGGCUGUCUCAUAGCUGUCGAGCUUUGGGGAGAGGGGCGGGCAAGACUCUCCAGUUCCUAAGGCAGAUGUGUUGCCCUCCGUAAAGAAUGCCUUUGGAGGAGAAAUACAGUGUACCAUCUACUGAAGUCACUUGAACCAAAGUAGCGGGCUUUAUCCUCUGUAUCUGAAGCCUGCUGUGGCCAGAUAUUUUCCAUGGUUUCGCUCACCUCCCUAUCCCUUGGGGCCGGGCAGGACAGCACCCUAGUCGUCCUGGCGUUGAGUUGCCGUGCGUUUGCACCCGCUGGUCCGCUUCCUGGAGGGGUGCUGCAUGUUUUUCCAGGGAAGAAGGAACAUUCACUAAGUCUCGAGUUGUAAGGCACUUUAUCUGGACCUGAUGUGUGAUGUUCUGUGAUGUCUGUCGCUCUAAAUGGAAAGUACUUCAAAACUCCAGAGAAGAAAGCGGAAUGACCCUUUGUUGAUGUUGGGGGAGAGGAAGCUAAACUGUUCUCAUCUCCCCCAUGCCGGAGGCUCUGUUGGAUGUCCUCUUUAAUCAACCAUAAUUAGCAAUAUCUGGGACUUCUAAAUGCAGGAAAACUGAAUGACACUUUUAAGACAAUGACCAUUAUCAAAACACAAAUGUAUAAUUUCUUAAUUUGGAUAAUAAAUUAAGUGUUCAAAUGCUAUUUGUAGUCUUGAUAUACAGAAAUAAAAUAACUAGGGUUUUAUCUUUGGUUUUGUUUUUAUCUUAGGUGAUUUUAUGUUGAAUGUUCUAUAUCUUCUUUACUUAACUAGUUAAUUUGUAUAUUUUAUUAUCAGUAUUUUGGAAUAUUUGGGCUGCAGAAAAAUUGGCCAUACCACUUUAGUUUCUUUAUCUCGGCUACUCUGAUCUUAUUUAUUUGUAUGUUCCAUUGGCUAAAUAUUUGCAUUAAAAUGUUUUUUUCCAA
Molecule: messenger RNA, 4988 nt
Organism: Echinops telfairi (small Madagascar hedgehog)
Lineage: Eukaryota; Metazoa; Chordata; Mammalia; Afrosoricida; Tenrecidae
Gene: UBE3C
Product: ubiquitin protein ligase E3C
Exons: 23
Coding region: 1-3270 (1089 amino acids)
Biological process (GO): ubiquitin-dependent protein catabolic process; protein polyubiquitination
Molecular function (GO): protein binding; ubiquitin protein ligase activity
Source: RefSeq, a predicted model, not a curated record